Colletotrichum graminicola M1.001 is the source of this 645-nucleotide messenger RNA. Its product is annotated as reverse transcriptase. NCBI's taxonomy places the organism in Eukaryota, Fungi, Ascomycota, Sordariomycetes, Glomerellales, Glomerellaceae. The record is from RefSeq and is a predicted model, not a curated record. The coding region runs from base 1 to 645 and encodes 214 amino acids. The transcript is spliced from 2 exons.
AUGGCAGCUAAGGCCUUCCGGAAGGAAGUAAGGCUAGCCAAGGCAAGAUACUGGACAGACCAGAUCGACAAGAUGGACACAGACAAGGAGAUGUACCGAGUCAUGGGAUGGCAUAAGCCCUCCAGCCAGCUCAGGGCACCCCCUCUACAGGACGGUGAAAACAUAGUCACCGCACCCAUUGAGAAGGCUAACGUCUUACGGAAACGACUACUGGAGAGAUUUAACGCCGACACAGACAUCGAUCUAUACACGCUAGUGGUCCCUAGACGGAGGAUAAAAAGGUCUGACUCUAUCCCCCUAGAGGAAGUGGAAUCAGUACUGCUUGGAGCCGGAAAUACUACCCUGGGGGUAGACGGGAUAACGAUGACCCUCCUCUGGGCCGCCUGGCUACAGAUACAGGGGGACGCUGAGACCGUGAUGAUCCUAAAGCCAAACAAGGACAUUAGCCUUCCUGGCGGCUGGCGACCUAUAUCGCUGUUAUUGACUAUUGGGAAGGGCCUUGAAAGGCUGGUGGCCAGAAGGAUGGCGCAGAAGAUUGUCAAAUACAACAUACUACACCCCCAGGUAGCAGGAGCACUACCAGGACGCUCAGCCACGGACAUAGUAGCCGCGCUUACACACGACGUCAAAACAGCACUGGACUAA